Molecule: messenger RNA, 1968 nt
Organism: Lodderomyces theae
Lineage: Eukaryota; Fungi; Ascomycota; Pichiomycetes; Serinales; Debaryomycetaceae
Gene: FRP2
Product: Frp2p
Exons: 1
Coding region: 1-1968 (655 amino acids)
Biological process (GO): copper ion import; intracellular iron ion homeostasis; iron ion transport
Cellular component (GO): plasma membrane
Molecular function (GO): ferric-chelate reductase activity
Source: RefSeq, a predicted model, not a curated record
AUGAGUGAACUACCGGUUGAACUUCAAAAGUUAGUUGAAAAAGACAGAAAUACCAAAAAUCAAUGGAUCAGCUGUGCGUUUAGCUUGAUCAUUUUUGCUGUGCAUGGUGUCAUCUUUUUCUGGAUUCCACGAACAUUGAGACAAAAGAGGUUCGUCAAAUCCAACAGGUUUAAACUAUACUUUGUCUUGCUCAACAUUUGGAACACAUUAAACUACACUUUAUCUAUGAGAAUAAGGAGCAGAAAGAUAUACUAUAAGCCCAGUGUCUUGAUAUUGUUUUUGUUUUUUAUCCUAUUGAAUGGGAAGUUGUGUUACGUUGACACCCACGACAUCACAUAUAUACCAAAGACAUUUGCUAUUGCUAAGAGAUGUGCCAGAGUCGGUAUUGGCCAGGUUCCAGCAAUCUUCCUUUUGAUUACCAAAGGUGACUUUAUCACUGGUGUGACGGGCCUCACUUACGAACGAACGACUUUUCUUCACAUUUGGUUUUCAUUUAUGAUGUUUGUUGUUGUUACAUUCCACGUAGCUGUUGUUUUUUACUACUGGGACAAACCCGAAUGGUCAAGUAUACAUCCAAAAUAUCCCCAGAAUGUUUAUGGGAUUAUUGCAUACGCCACUUUUGUCUUGCUUGCGUUGGGUAAUGUCAAAAUUAUCCGUAAAUACUGGUACGACCAAUCAAUGGUCAAUCAUCGUGUUCAAUCUUUUAUUAUGCUACUUAUGGCAUUCUUUCAUAACAAUAGCGCUAAAGCCAUGGUAGUAAUUGGUGUACACUUGUUGGUUCUCGACAAGGUUAUUGGACGUAUAUAUGGGAUUGUGCAUAGUAAGAAAUCGCCCACUAAAGGUUGGUCACAGUUUGAGAUGUUGGAUGAUGAUAUUAUGAAAGUGUCCAUACCUGUAAAGGUUAAUCACAAAUUUAACCCCAACUCGUGGUUUGGAUUGAUCAAGUUCAAAUACGGAAAUUGGAAAGCUGGUCUGCACAUCUAUUUCAAUGUUAGAAAGAUUGACUUUUUUCAGCAUCAUCCCUUUAUGAUUGCAAGCUUGCCCGAUUCUGGAAAGAUGGUUGUUAUUGUGAGAAAAAGAAAUGGCUUCACUAAAAAGAUGUUUGAAAAAUUUAUCGAACUAAGAGAUAAACAAUUGGCCGGGGAGGAGACAGAAAUGGAUUAUAUUCUUUGGUACAGGCCAAAGUUGGAUAAAUUGUUCAUGAAUUUGAGACCUGUUUUGGAGAGGUUGAGGUUGAAGAGUACAUCGUCGCCAAAUGCUACCGCAACAUUGCCAGAGUACAGAAAAAUCGUCAACCCGGAAACUGUUAUUUGGAAGGUAGCAUUCAGGGGUCCCCUGGGAGGCAAAUGCCAACCGUUGUUGACGUUUGAUUCGGUGGCAUUCCUAGCACAAGGUCUUGGUGCUUCAUUCAUUUUACCUGUAUGCUUGGACUUGCUACAAACUAUCGACAGAAAAGAAGUCGACAAAGACUACUUGGGGAGACCUGCACACCCUAUUAUUUCCGUCUAUUGGUCCGUGGAGUCUGUUAAAAUGACUGGCUAUUAUAGCCAUUUACUUGGUAAGUUAAUCAAGUUUAUCAAAUUGGGGAAGUUAAAGCUCAUAGUAUUCAUUGAAGGAGAAGCUGUAAAUGACCAACCCAUAGAGUUGAAUCCAUUCAAGAAUAACGGCGACAAAAACGAUGUGUCGGUGAGAGUAAGUACAGAAGUGGAAAAAUGCAACUCGAGCAAUAUUUCAAUGGUUCACUCUAUUCCCACCAAACUCUUUCAACCUAUGGAUAUUGACCAAACACUCAAAACACACAUCGCCAGCAUCGAGUAUUCAGGCAACAACUACUUUAAGUCAUUGGCUAUUUUGAGUUGUGGGGAAGACCAGAACUUUGGAAAGAGUGUGGAGUAUCACACUCAGAGCUAUAGGUGGAUGAAAGAGGCACCUAAUAUCUAUUUUUAUAAUGAAUCGUAUUACUCAUAG